Hippopotamus amphibius kiboko is the source of this 3557-nucleotide messenger RNA. RefSeq names its product ubiquitin associated and SH3 domain containing A (gene UBASH3A). Gene Ontology annotation, biological process: negative regulation of T cell receptor signaling pathway. Gene Ontology annotation, molecular function: protein binding. The record is from RefSeq and is a predicted model, not a curated record. The transcript has 14 exons. Gene Ontology annotation, cellular component: cytoplasm. Bases 276 to 2150 code for a protein of 624 amino acids. NCBI's taxonomy places the organism in Eukaryota, Metazoa, Chordata, Mammalia, Artiodactyla, Hippopotamidae.
CUCGCUCCCAAAUGCAGCCCAAGUCAGAGCCAAGGCCAAUCCCAUGCAGGGACUCGGCUGGACCUCUGGACCCCAAAUCCCAUUGUGGAAGGGACUUGGUGGACCCGACACCCACACUCUGCAAAGAGAAUUCUGAAAACCAAUAUCUCAUGCAAACAGGAUAUUAGCUUUUGUCAGAAAGAUCAAAAAGGGCUUGAGGUUUUUCUUCUCAGCCUCAGCCUCCCUGCCUCUCCCUCCCGACGUUAUCUACUUGCUUCAGUCUCAGGCAGGAAGAGAUGGCAGCGGGCGAGACACAGCUCUACGCCAAGGUUUUCAACAAGCUCAAGGGCCGCAGCACCCCCUCGCUCCUGGACCCCCUCCUGGGCAUGGGCUUCCCGGCACACACCGCGCUCAAGGCGUUGGCAGCAACUGGAAGGAAAACGGCAGAGGAGGCAUCAGACUGGCUGCACUGCCAUUGCAAUGACCCUUCUCUCGAUGACCCCAUCCCCCAGGAGUAUGCCCUUUUCCUCUGUCCCACGGGGCCCCUGCUGGACAAACUUCAAGAGUUCUGGAGAGAGAGCAGGCGUCAGUGUGCGAAGAACAGAGCCCACGAGGUCUUCCCUCACAUAACACUCUGUGACUUCUUCACGUGCGAGGACCAGAAGGUGGAGUGUCUGUAUGAAGCGCUGAAGAGAGCUGGGGACAGGACCCUGGGCGUCUUCCCCUCGCCUGUGCCUCUGGUUCUCCAUUCUUCCAUCAGCUACCUGGGCUUUUUCGUGAACGACAGCCCCGCAGACAUCAUCCGGGAAUUUGCUGUGAUGUUUGCCACAGAAGCCUCCGUCUUAGCAGACUGCACCGUGAAGCCUUGCACCAAGCAGCUGCAUCUCACCCUGGCCCACAAGUUCUACCCCCACCACCAGAGGACACUAGAGCAGCUGGCCAGAGCCAUCCACCCCGGCCACAGCUGCCAGUGGACGGCCGCACUCUACUCCCGGGACAUGCGCUUCGUACACUACCAGACCCUGAAGGUCCUGUUCCAGUACAAACCCCAGAACGUGGAUGAGCUGACGCUCAGUCCCGGCGACUACAUCUUCGUGGACCCCACUCAGCAGGAGGAAGCCAGUGAGGGCUGGGUGAUUGGGAUCUCACAUCGGACGGGCUGCCGGGGCUUCCUGCCCGAAAACUACACGGAGCGAUCCAGCGAGUGUGACACCUGGGUGAAGCACAGGACGUACACCUUCAGUGUAGCCCCGGACCCGAGCUCCAGGAAGGACACCGAGGCCGCCAGCAGACGGAAUGGGGGGCCUCAGCCGCCGCCCAUGUCCCAGAGCGUCAGCAGCCUGCAGUCCCUACAGGCCACCAUAGUGAGGAGAAGCGUCCUGGUGGUGCGCCACGGGGAGAGGGUCGACCAAAUCUUCGGGAAGUCCUGGCCGCAGCAGUGUUCCACUCCCGACGGGAAAUACUACCGUCCAGACCUGAACUUCCCUCGCGGUCUGCCCAGGCGGAGCCAUGGUAUCAAAGACUUUGAAAACGAUCCGCCUUUAUCGUCGUGUGGAAUUUUCCAGUCCAGAAUGGCAGGGGAAGCUCUGCUGGACAGUGGCAUCAGGAUCACCGCCGUCUUCACCUCCCCGGCCCUCCGCUGUGUGCAGACAGCCAAACACAUCCUGGAAGAGCUCAAGCUGGAGAAGAAAAUUAAGAUAAGAGUAGAACCCGGAAUCUUUGAAUGGACCAAGUGGGAGGCCGGCAAAACCACUCCGACCCUCAUGACCCUGGAAGAGCUGAAAGAGGCGAAUUUCAACAUCAGCAUGGAUUACAGGCCCGCCUUCCCCCUCGCCUCCCUCCUGCCGGCCGAAAGCUACAAUGACUACGUGCACAGGUGUGCGGUGAGCGUGGAGCAGAUCCUCAGCACCUGCCCGCAGGACGCGGGCGUCAUCCUGGUGGUGGGCCACGGCUCGGCGCUGGACGCCUGCACCCGCCCGCUCCUUGGGCUGCCGCCCCGGGACUGCGCAGACUUCGCCCAGCUCGUGAGGAAGAUCCCUUCUCUGGGUAUGUGCUUCUGCGAAGAAAACAAAGAGGAAGGGAAAUGGGAGUUGGUGAACCCUCCCGUGAAGACGCUGACUCAUGGCUCAAACUCAGCGUUUAACUGGAGGAACUGGAUUCAGGGCAGCUGAAGCCACCUCUGCGUUCGCAUAACGUACGAUGAAGAGGCAAAACUCCAUAGAGGCUGUAAGAUACUGUUAUUCUGCAGGGAACUUAGUCGCCCCUAAUGUGAUUUGUAGAAGCACAAAAGGCACUUUUAGACACAGCGUGUUUGCCAAGCAGACCGUCAUCGCAGGAACUUGGCUGUGGGGACACCCCCUUGUACCAUGUGCAUCAGCCUUGUGGCUGGGAGAGGAAUGAGGAACCAUGACACCCACCCCGUGGAAAAUUCCACUUUAUAUUUUUUAUUCAUCAAGUUCCCAAUCGUUUUUUCUUUUUCUGUUUCAAUCACUCUUUGGCUAUGUCCACACAGGCCAAAAGAGGUGGAAUGUUGAAUAGAAUGGUACCAGAAAACCACCUACCAGAUCAAAACCAGGAAACAGGCUUGGUGUCCACAGACCAGGUAUUAGUUUCCUGCUGCUGCUGUAACAAGUAACCACACAGCGGUGAUUAGAGACACAGCUUUUUAAACACACAUAUCUUUACUCUGUUACAGUCCCACAGGUCAGCAGUUCUGAAACAGGCCAGUGGGUUUCCUUCUGUCCGCUGCCCUGGGGAGGGUCCUCUGCCCUGGGGAGGGUCUGCAGCCCUGGGGAGAGUCCACUUCCCUGCAUUACCAGCCUUUAGGGGCACCUGCAUUCCUUGGCUCAGGGCACCUUCCUCUUUCCUCAAAGGCAGUGGUGGUGCCUCUUCAAAUCUCCCUGUUCCUCUACACAGUCACACUGCCAUCUGCUUCUGACCUUCGUGUCUCCCUUUUGUAAAUUCCCUUGGGAUUACACUGAACCCACCCAAUACUCUGGGAAUACCUCCCCAUCUCAAGACCCUUAACUUAAUCCCACCUGCAAAGUCCCCUUUGCCAUGUGACAUAACAGUCACAGGUCCAGGGAUUAGGAAGUGCACAUCUCUGCGGCCACUCUUCCGCCCACCCCACCCCAAUCCUCCCAAACACAUGGGGCUGCUUGCACAGAGGCUGGCAUAAGUAUUUAUGAAACCUCCCCCUUGACGCAGGUCUACCAGCUUCUCUUUUUCUCCCUUUUGAUCAAAUGGAGGGAGGAGGGGUUUGCAAAAGGAGGGAGUGGGUCCUGCCCUCACUAACAGGAAAGAGAAAGCAGAGAGGACCCCCUCCCCAACCCCACACCAAGCACGGUGAGGUCUCCAGGGAUAGUGUAUCCAUGGUGCUCCGACUUUGAAGAAGCUGGUCCAGGCAGUUGAUGGGGGGUUGGGAGGUGCGGCCCAGCAGUGUCCUCUCACCCCAUCCCAACUGAAGAAAAGGAAAAAGCCCUCCAAGGGCUCAGAGGGAGGGCACAGUCAUGGUCGGACAUGCUGCCCACCCCCCCCCCAAUCCCUCUGUGUCCUCUCCUGGAUACCCCAGGGCCAAC